AAUCAAAGAACGAAAGCGGAAAAUAUCGUAUAAUUGGUUUCAAUCAAGUCUGGUUGGGAUGCCCUCAACCGCUGUGCAUAUCGCCGGGCUUUGACGGUGUGUUAUCAUCAGGUUCACUUACAUACGGUUCACCAGGGUCAUAUCACGUGUCACACAGCCGAUCAAAUAUGCUGAUUGUAUUUCGAGGCAAUUACUUUUGGCACUACGACUUCUCGGUUAACAGAACCACAAAACAUCCGCCGCUCACCGAUUGGGCGAUUAAAGUGGAGGACAGGUUUGCCGACAGAAGAGGCGUUCGUUAUUACUAUCCGACGACUAAAAGGAGUAAAUUAUAUCCAAACACUAAAAAGAGUACAUUAAACGACUCUAUGGUUGUCCCCACUUAUAUCGAUGCUAUCGUUCCCGGAAUUAACAAAUAUAACAAUUGUUUAUAUUUCUUUAAAGACGACAAGUUUGUGUGCUAUGAAUGGUAUUCAAAGAUCUCGACUCCAAUGAAUAUUUCCGAUGAAUGGAAGUCAGACGACGAGACCUGGAAGAAGGCGAAGAUUGACGCAGCCUUUCAUAUCAAAGGCUUCAUCUAUUUUAUCACAAGU
This is a messenger RNA of Medioppia subpectinata, 593 nucleotides long. The record is from the annotation of a GenBank genome assembly. NCBI's taxonomy places the organism in Eukaryota, Metazoa, Arthropoda, Arachnida, Sarcoptiformes, Oppiidae.